AUGCGAUCCCUUCAAAUGAUAGCAUCCACUGUCAUACUUAUGGGUGCAGAACGCAAGUUGCAUGCUUCAACGAUUAUUUUCCGAUGGUUUAAUGUUCAUGUACCAGACAACGCGAGUUUUCAUCAACCAGAAAUUGGAACUACCGUAGCCAAAGCUUACUGUUGCCAAUGUAGAAAGAUGAUCGGAUGGAAAAUUAUUGGAGUCCCCGGACAGCACACGUAUGUUAGAGAAGGAAGAUUCUGUAUGAAAUUGGACAAGCUUACUUUUUCUAAUCAUAUACCGUUACUUCGUUCAAUCGAGGAACAAAUUGAGAGAAAUGCAGAUCAAGAUGGAGACGCAGCUGGUCAAGAUUUAGGCGUUAAUGAGAAAAAUGAUGGAGACGCUAAUGAACAAGAAGUGGGCGCUAAUGAGAAAAAUGCUAAUCAAGAUGGAGGCAGUAAUGAUCAAGACGGAGGCGCUCCAAUGAACUGA
Molecule: messenger RNA, 471 nt
Organism: Solanum stenotomum
Lineage: Eukaryota; Viridiplantae; Streptophyta; Magnoliopsida; Solanales; Solanaceae
Exons: 4
Coding region: 1-471 (156 amino acids)
Source: RefSeq, a predicted model, not a curated record